CGACUCCGCUCCUUUCCACCAUUCGUUCCAUCGUCCGGCGGCUUAAACCCUAGGUUCUUCCAUCGCCGCGACUGCUCCGCCCCCGCCGCCGUCGCCGAUGGAGUUCUGGGGUCUUGAAGUCAAGCCUGGAACCACUGUUAAGUGUGAGCCUGGUGAAGGCUAUAUCCUGCACCUUUCCCAGGCUGCUCUUGGGGAAUCAAAGAAAAGUGACAAUGCUUUGAUGUAUGUCAAGGUUGAUGAUCAGAAGCUAGCCAUUGGUACCCUGUCACUUGACAAAUACCCCCAAAUCCAAUUUGAUUUGGUAUUUGACAAAGAGUUUGAGCUGUCACACACCUCAAAAGCUGCCAGUGUGUUCUUCUCUGGUUACAAGGUUGAGCAACCUGGUGAGGGAGAUGAAAUGGAUUUUGAUUCUGAAGAAGAUGAAGAUGAGGAGGAAGAGCUGGAAAAUCCAGUAAUCAAGGCAAAUGGCAAAGCUGGAGCAAAGGAGGAUCAGAAAAGUCAAGGGAAGGCAGGGGCUGCAGCUUCAAAAUCAAGUGCUGCUGUAAAGGAUGUUGAAAUGAAAAGCAAGGAUGAUGAUGACAGUGAUGAGGAUGAGACUGAUGAUUCUGAUGAUGAUGAUUUAUCUGCUGCGGAAGGCGAUGAUGAUGACUCUAGCGAUGAGGGUGAUUCCAGUGAGGAUGAUGAGGACAGUGAAGAGGAGGAGGAAGAAACUCCAACUCCCAAGAAGCCAGAGGGAGGCAAGAAGAGAGCAGCCGAGAAUGCUCUGAAAACACCCGUUUCUGAUAAGAAAGCGAAGGUCGCCACACCGUCUGGCCAAAAGACAGGUGGCAAGAAGGGUGUUACCCAUGUGGCAACUCCACACCCAGCAAAAAAGACCCCUGCGAACAAUGACAAGUCUAAGGAGAAGUCCCCGAAAUCCGGUGGUUCUGUACCGUGCAAAUCAUGCAGCAAGACAUUCAACAGCGAGAUGGCUCUGCAGGCUCACUCCAAGGCCAAGCAUGGCGCUAAGUGAGAGACCUCUGAUAGGAUUGGUGCCUUAUUAGAGUCUGGAAAGAAAUGUGGGUGGUAGUAGGCCUUGCCUGGCCUUCUUAUUUUGUUAAAGAGACGUGUCUAGUGGUGGAUUAUGUGAUUGAUGCGUUCGUGUCGAGACUCGAAUGCUGCAAAACAUGGCUCUCGUGAAUUUAAUAUUUUUGGUUGUUCGGCUGGUAGCAUUGGUAAUUGUUGAA
Molecule: messenger RNA, 1226 nt
Organism: Setaria italica (foxtail millet)
Lineage: Eukaryota; Viridiplantae; Streptophyta; Magnoliopsida; Poales; Poaceae
Product: histone deacetylase HDT2
Exons: 10
Coding region: 98-1012 (304 amino acids)
Source: RefSeq, a predicted model, not a curated record